Peronospora matthiolae is the source of this 822-nucleotide messenger RNA. The record is from the annotation of a GenBank genome assembly. Lineage: Eukaryota; Oomycota; Peronosporomycetes; Peronosporales; Peronosporaceae.
AUGCGAUGCGCGAGCAAGGCCGCCGAGAGCGCGUCUGCACGUCUCUGUGCGGACGCCGAAGCAGAAACUACAGCAACUGAUGUCCCAUCGGUUGCUGAAUCGGCUCAGCCUGUAUCACCUGGUGAUGCAGGCGCUGGUCAUGAAGACACUCGUGUCUUCACAGAGUACGAGCUCGGUGUCUCGUACUCUCCUGAUACGGAUGACGGAUCCGUAUCGACGGCAAUUGAAUCCAAGCCGCCUGCCAAGCGUGGCAUGGACGAUGCUUUGCGUCGCAGCAUCUUUGGUUCAUCUGAUGAGUCAGAUGAACCAUCGCCGAAGCGAAGGCGCUCGAGGUCGCGAGACUCGGGCGCUAAUAGUGGUGUCGUUUCUCCAAUGGACACCACUUCACAGCGAGGUGCCAGUACUUCUGUCGGCACGUCGCAGGAAGAGCGGGACCGCAAUGUGUUGCGUCUCGCUCCAGAAAAGAAGGCAUGGAUGCCUCCUAAAUCUGUCAUGGAUCACUUGUCGGCGACGACGAGUGAUCGUUAUCGAACACGAUUGUUCGAUUCGUCGAGGAUUCAUCACCUUGACCCCAGCGCGAAGGACUAUCGCGCUGAACAUGAGUUCUUCAUCGAUGCUUUCUUCAGACAUCGAUGGUACAGUGGGAAUCACAAACGUGAUGGUCCCUCACUACUUCAGGCGUGGAACGCCUACAUCCAUAAUCUCGAGGAUGUAGGUCGUGACGCUUGGAACGACAAACUUAUCAAAGCUCGUGAUAAGUUUGAAAAGCGAACCCCGACAGGUGCACGCUACAAGCUGCAUCGUCUGUCAAGGGAGAAAUGA